CGUGCGAAAGCGGCUUUUGUUUGGUAAAAUUUGCAAGAUUUGCUUAAUUUAUUAGCCUAAAACCCACCGUACAACGUGGACGUGCCAUUUCAGUAGUUGUAGAAUUGAACCUUGACCUGGCGAGUUAAGUGCGGUGAAUGUGACAAAGAUAAAAAGACUAGUAAAAAGGGAGGAUUUGUGCGCGGUAAAGUGGCUGAAAAGUGGUUGUACAUCGCAAGCGGUACAAGAAGAGCGCGGAUAGGUACGUUUUAGAACAAUAGAACCUCUUGCUUGGAAAAGCGAUUCAAUGAGUGAUUCACCAACUACAACGAUGAACAACACUGCACGGAAUGUUAAAAAGAUCAGACGAGUUGGCAAGCCCUUGCCCAUGCCAACCACCUGGACAGAUAAGCUAGCACAUACGGUUAAAAGGUUCCCAUGCCUGUACGAUCCUGCUGCAGAUUUGUACAGAGAUAUGGCAGCGAAGAAUUUGGCAUGGAAAAAAGUAGGAGCUCAACUGGGGAUUUCCGGUGUCUUGGCAAAAAGAAAGUGGCAGUUGGCUCGAGACAAUUAUACACGCUUUAAACGAGCAUUGGAACGUUCACCGAAAGAUGUGACAGACAUAGAAACCUUCUAUAGAUGUUUUCGAUUCCUGGACACAUCUGGCCCGCGCAAUCUUGCAGCAAGCAGUCCUCGCAAUGUGCACCUAGAUAAUUCUAACGAACAGCAAGCCAGCAUAAUGAACAGGGUCGAGGCAUGGAUCGUACAGGAAGAUGUUGAAAGUAUCGACCAACAGGAAGUGCUCUCAAUGUGUUCGGUUAAAGAAGAAUCGUCAAUGUCGUCACCGGAGCGGCCAACCAGUCAUAGUUUAACAAUCGAUACGCCAGUCAUGAAUCGUUUAUGGGGACACCAGGAAGAGACAAACAAAUCGCCCGAUGGAUUGGACUUGCUGUUUAUAGGUUUUGUGCCAUCUGUCCGAAUGUUAGAGCCGGCCGCGCAAAACAAACUAAAUCUCCAAAUAGUGGAGCUUAUAGUCAAUGCUCAAAAUGAGGAGUUAUCAUAGGAAACGGAUACAGUUCUCAUAGGAAACAAUGGAGUACCUUGACUUUUAUGUCCUUUAAUGUUUUAUGACCUUGUUUUUUUUCUCAAACUACUAGUAUGGAUUCUGCAUACUGACUAUGAGUAGCAGCAACAGCAGCACGAUGGAAUUGCUGUGCCCUGCC
Molecule: messenger RNA, 1202 nt
Organism: Anopheles darlingi
Lineage: Eukaryota; Metazoa; Arthropoda; Insecta; Diptera; Culicidae
Exons: 4
Coding region: 287-1042 (251 amino acids)
Biological process (GO): regulation of transcription by RNA polymerase II
Cellular component (GO): transcription regulator complex; nucleus
Source: RefSeq, a predicted model, not a curated record